This is a messenger RNA of Actinia tenebrosa (Australian red waratah sea anemone), 1268 nucleotides long. Its product is annotated as endonuclease V. Gene Ontology annotation, biological process: DNA repair. The record is from RefSeq and is a predicted model, not a curated record. Gene Ontology annotation, cellular component: nucleolus; cytoplasm. NCBI's taxonomy places the organism in Eukaryota, Metazoa, Cnidaria, Anthozoa, Actiniaria, Actiniidae. Gene Ontology annotation, molecular function: RNA endonuclease activity producing 5'-phosphomonoesters, hydrolytic mechanism; single-stranded RNA binding.
GAAAUGACGGCAAAUUUCAAGAACUUUGGGAAUUUUUUUUAGUUGAUAAUUUCCCCUAAAACGUUCUUAGGAUAAUGACUAGAUGUGCAGUUAUUAUAUGGGAAAUGAGCUGAGCAAUGGCAUCGAGGGAUUUUAGUGAGGAGGAGACGACUUGGAUCAAGGAACAGUCCAAAUUAAAAGAGAAAUUGAUAGUUGAGGAUAACAUAGACUUAAGUUCCGUUUGUCUUAUUGGAGGAGUUGACAUUUCUUUUCAAAAGGGCGAUGAAAAUCAUGCCUGUCCAGGCUUGGUAGUACUGUCGUACUCUGAUAAUGAUCAUGAUGAGCCAAAGGUUGUGUACGAGGAUUAUUCCCUUGAGCAUCUACAUAUCCCAUAUAUAACAAACUUUCUUGCAUUCAGAGAGGUUCCACUCUUGAGAGCCAAGAUAGAAAAGCUGAAAAGAGAAAACCCUCAACUCAUGCCACAGGUCAUCAUGGUAGACGGGAAUGGUGUGCAUCAUAAAAGAGGUUUUGGAAUAGCUUCUCAUCUUGGUGUUGAUACUGAUAUACCUACGAUUGGAGUAGCAAAAAAUUUGUUAUACCUUCAUAGCAUUUCAAAUGAUGUAGCACACAAAACACAAAUAAAAAAUGAACUUAAGAACCUAGGAGACCAAUUUCCUUUGAAGGGACCAUCAGGAGAAACAACUGCAAUGGUCCUGAGAACAAGUAAGCCAUGUGGAAGGACUGUUUGUAAACCUAUUUAUGUGUCAGUGGGACACAAGAUAGGAUUGGCAACUGCUGUAGACCUUGUCCUUAAAUGCUGUAAAUACAGAAUACCUGAGCCUACAAGACAGGCUGACAUCCGUUCCCGAGCAUAUUUAAGAGAGAAUUAUGAAAAAGAAUUGGCCAAGUGUCCUUGUAAGGGUAAGGAUGGUCAGAGUUAAUUUUCAAUAUUUGAUGAGAAAACAUAAAUAUUUUAGGUAUAUUUUAUAUAUCCACCAAUUUAUGCAUCAAAUCCUAUUGAAUCAAAUUGUCUAGUAUCAGCAGAGUACAUGUCUGAACCAAGAGUGUAUAGUAUUAUUUUUAAGAUAGAUUUUAAAGAAUAUUAUACAUAGAUAUGAAUUAGGGAAGUAUCCAAGACUUAAUAUUAUAAACCAGAUUUUUUAGGGUAAGACACUUUUUAAUCAUCAGUAAUAUCGUCUUAAUAAUUCUUAUAUGUAGUAUUAGAUUCUUACAACACCAGGCAUUGUUCUUAUAUUGAUAGUUAAUUUUUAAUAAAUUUAUCACCUAUU